Messenger RNA from Moneuplotes crassus, 971 nucleotides. The record is from the annotation of a GenBank genome assembly. Lineage: Eukaryota; Ciliophora; Spirotrichea; Euplotida; Euplotidae.
AUGAAUAACUUCAGAAUAAAGAGGGACAAUAAAAAUAUUUUAGCUUUCUCAAAGAAAUAUGCACUUAAGGAUAUACCUAAUGUUUUAAAGAGCAAAGCUGAACCUAUUAAUUCUGCAAGAAUAAUAACUAAGUACAAAAAGAAGGUGAAAGUGCCCUUCUCUCCUCAGAAUUCAGGGUGGACAAAAUAACUCUGCAAGGCCGCAGACUAGGAAGUCAGGUCAAUUUGAGAUUGAGAAUUCUCCAGCUCUUCAAAGAUCUGGUCAGAGACUCAAAAGUGUUCAAGGAAGUCGCAGGGCAAAGGUAUUUCAUAGCCCUAGGAUAAGCUCACUUGUUAAGAACGACCAGGAAUUAUCGUUUAUUAAGCCAAAGAAUGGGAGAAAUAGUCAAGCUUGGUCUAAUUUGAUCAUUAAGAAGUCGCCUUCUCUUAAAAUAAAAAAUCAGGAGAGAUGAAGAGAUGAUAUUAUCCCAACGACUAAUAUUAUCUCGAAUGAAUAUAAUUUUCCUUCAAGCCAAUACCUCAAGCGAGGAUCUCAGGUUAGCAAGAAUAUGCUCCAAAGCUCGGCAUGACAAAAAAUUUUCCCGUUUUACAGGAAGACUUCCAAAUAUGAAAAUCCUGGGAGGCUCCAAAAGUUGGCUAUCCCAAACUUGAAAAAUAAACAGCGUUUGAAAAUAAGGAAUUUCCUUCCAAGCAAGACAUCAUAUCCUGCUCAAGCUCAGAAUCCUAAGAUUAGGAGUAAGAGGAUGAAAUUUUCAGAUGCGAGGGUAAAUGCUUCAGAGAUUCCAGAAGAUCCUAUUCAGAGAGUUCCUCAGACCCCUUAUCUAGCAGGUACCUCCAACUUUGCAGUAAAGCCGAUGCGUGAAGAGGGAGAAGAUGAGGUAUCCCUCAACAUGUUCUUCUACCAAAGACUCAGUUGCUAAUUUUUCAACCUUUCAGGCCUGAAAAGGGGCCUUACAGAUUUCCAUCUAGAAG